Molecule: messenger RNA, 444 nt
Organism: Geodia barretti
Lineage: Eukaryota; Metazoa; Porifera; Demospongiae; Tetractinellida; Geodiidae
Source: the annotation of a GenBank genome assembly
GGCGUGUGCUCGACCGCGGUCGGACAGACUUCGUCGUGGAAGGGGAGAGCUGGAGCCGGAGACACGAGCGAUCCGCAGGCGUCCGAUGCUCAAGACCUACGGGGUAUUAUUGCAGAUGGCCCUAGAGGACCCGGAACUCUUGCGUGCGUGCUGACCCGAGCUGACCUAGCAUGCGCAUCGGGCGGCAGAGGAGCUUGCUGGGAGAAAACUUCGUCGAACCCUCAGCCGAUGCCCGGGGCAGCGAAGGGAGAGAGCGAGGGACAGAGGUGCAAAGGGGACAGCGAGCGUGACUGGUACCGAAAAAGGGAGCGAGACCAGGGAUCCCUCGACUGGAGGGCCGCGAACGUUCUUCCGACGCGGCGGCGACGUUCGGAGAAGGUUCCGCUGACAAAGAGAGCGAGACAGCAGGUGCCAGAGUCGUCAGGGGACGAGGCCUCCACCCCC